UUCGUAGACGCGCUAGUCCGUUAUUGGGUUGCACGUGUGAGGUGUUUUGUUUUGCUAAAUGAACUCGGUUUAAUUUAUCCGUAGAACGCGAUAUAAAACAAUGGUGGCCAAAGGAAAGAAGGCCAGCGCAGAUGCGGUUUACGCCAAAAAGACAACCAGGUCGGCCAAUCCCUUCGACAACUCGACGGCACAGUCCAGCAAGCGGGGCAAUCCCUUCGAUGUGCACGUGAACAAGGAGAAGUUCAAGAUUCUGGGGAGGAUCUGCAAGCAUGACAGGGGAAUGCCGGGCGUGUCGCGGGCCAAGGCUCUGCAGAAACGAGCGCAGACAUUGGGUCAACAGUUUGCCGUGAAGCACAAGACCAAUCGCUUCAAGGAUAACCGAAUUGGAAAACACUUGAGUGGCGAUCAGCUAACCGAGUCCGUGAUGAAUGCCCGCUACCUGGCCGAAAAGAUGUCCCAGGUGCGCUCCAACCAGAAAGCGGAGAAGUUCAACCUCAACGACGACGAACUACUGACGCACAGGGGACAAACUCUGGAGGAGAUCGAGCAGUACAGGGACGAGCGCUCCGACGACGAGGAGCUAGACGACGAGGCAUUAGAUGCCGAUUUUACUGCUGCUGCUCAUUUUGGCGGAGAGGGAGACUCUGCCCAGGAUAGACAGGCGGCCAUCGAUGAGAUGAUCGUUGAACAAAAACGAAGAAAGAACGAAAUCGCCAAGGAGAAGGACGAAGUGUAUGAUCUCACAGAGAAACUGGAUGCCAACUAUAAGCUUCUGCUGCCGCUGGUCGCCAAGGUCACGAAGGAUGAGCAGGAUGCCAAGCCACCGCCAGAUGCCUACGAUAAACUGCUCAAGGAGAUGAUCUUCGAGCCGCGUGGCAGUGUCGCGGAUAAACUAAUCAAUCCCGACGAGCUGGCCAAACAGGAGGCCGCUCGAUUGGAGAAGCUCGAGAACGAACGGCUUCGUCGCAUGCGAGCAGAUGGCGAGGAGGAUGAGGAGGCCUCCGUUGCCAAACCCAAGCACCGAUCCGCAGAUGACCUGGAUGAUGGCUAUUUCUUGGCCGGCGAAGAUGACGAGGGAGAUGAUACGCUCGCUUACGAUUUGGACGGCAAUCUGGGCACACAUCUCAAUGGAAAGAAGGAAGCCGUGUUGAAGGGAGACGAAAAUGAGGAUGACGAUGACAAGGAGGGGGAAGAAGAGGAAGAGGAGGACUCGGAUGAGGAGAGUGAUUCAGAGGUCGACAAUCUGAGCGAUCUCAAGGAAUCUGAAAGUGAGUCAGAGCCAGAAGAAGCUCCGAAGGCUAGCAAAAAGAAAGCGAAAAAGUCUGCGGAUACAAUUCCCGCCUCCUUGGACACCAGUAUUCCGUUUACCAUCAAGAUGCCCAAGACCUACGAGGACUUUACGGAGCUGCUCUCCAAGCAUGCUACGGCCCAGAAGGCGAUCAUUAUCGAAAGGAUUAUAAAAUGUAAUCAUCCCAAACUGGAAGGUGUUAACCGCGAGAACGUGGUUAAGUUGUACUCAUUUUUGCUGCAAUAUCUGAAGGAUUUGUUUGAAGAUGCCAGCGAGCAGGACAUACGAGAACAUUUCCAGUUGCUCUCAAAGCUCAUGCCUUACUUAUAUGAAUUAACGCAACUGAAUCCCGAGCGCAUGUCCAAUACAUUACUGGAGGUGAUCAAGGAGAAGUACGAAGAGUUCAGGAAAAAUCACAAAAUGUAUCCUUCACUUGACACUUUGGUGUACUUCAAACUAGUGGCCAACUUGUACUCGACUUCCGAUUUCCGCCAUCCGGUGGUCACUCCUUGCUUUAUAUUCAUACAACACGUCCUGUCCAGAUCACGAGUGCGAACGCGUCAGGAAAUAUCUAUGGGUUUGUUCCUGGUCACCGUAGUCUUGGAGUUUGUGUCCCAAUCCAAGAGACUGGUUCCAGCCGUAUUCAACUUCCUGCAGGGCAUUGUACACAUGUCCAUACCGAAGAGGGAUGUGGAACAGUUGGAGAUCACGCCGCCUUUUGAGCGUGAUGGUCCAUUGAGCAAGCUCCUAGCACUUCCAGCUAACACGGAAUCCACGAAGUUGGAGCCCCAACAGCUGCAGCCUACUGACUUGGUCACCCAGACGAUCACUCCAGAUUUCAAGGUUCGAGCACUGGACACUUCCCUCCUGCUAAUCAAGGAAGCUCUCCAACUGGUGGAAGAGCAUGUGGGUGCCUGCUACCUGGCCCAACCCUUUUUGGCACUACUCUCCCGCCUUCCACUGGAGUCUUACCCCGAGCAUGUGCAUCAGCACCACAAGGAUGCCACCGAACUGGCGGAGAAGCUAGCUGCGCAGAAAAUGAAACCCUUGGCUCCGGCGGAAAAGAAACCCAAGGCUCUUAGGCUGCUGGAACCUCGAUUCGAGGCGGUUUACGAUGACAAACGUCGUCCCAAGAUGUCCAAGGCCAAGGAAGAGCGGGCCAAACUGCUGCACAAGAUCAAGCGCGAGAAGAAGGGUGCCAUUCGAGAAAUACGCAGAGAUACGUCCUUCGUUCAGAUGCUUAGGCUCAAACAGACCCUGCAAAGUGACAAGGAGCGCCACGAGAAGGUUAAGCGCAUUUACCAGGAGGCAUCCGUGCAACAGGGCGAGCUCAAUGAGCUGUCCCGGGCCAAAAAGAAGAAGAAGUUCUAGGCUCGACUUUGAAUUAGUUAUUUUUAGCUAGACUAUAAACAAAGCUGAGAGUAAAGAAUAUAGCAGUGUUGCUUAUAUUUUAGUAUCACGAAAUCGGCCUUCACAGUUUUUAUAGUUAUGCAAAGCUACUAACCCAGAUUAAGCACAAGGGUGGGUCGAUUAAAAUGAAACAUCUCAUCAUUGCUCUUUGAAAGCACUAUAGCACCAACAUACAUUUCCAAAUUAAAAACAUGUUUCUUCAAGAAGCAACAAAAUUUAACGACUUCCUUUAACUACUAUAACUUUAAUAACAAAAUUGACCCACCCCAAUGUACGUAUAUGUAUAUGAUAAUCCUAUGUGCCUACUUCGUCUUUCCCGAGAUUUGCCGGCAUCGCAGAGUCGCCUGUUCCACCGCUCCAGACACCGCAGCCCGAAAACCUGCAAUCGACAUCAAAGGUUGAAGUGGCGGCGAUAAGCGAGUGCGUCAUCGGCGUCAUCAUCCCAACUUACCUGACAGCUCGAGUUGUCUGAGUGCCGCUGCUGUCGAUCCCGCCGGACUUGUGACCCCAUCCUUGAGUUGUCCGGGAUGCAUACCACUGUCCCGCACCAUGUGACCUGCGCCCAGGACUGUUUGCGAUGCCAAACGAUAGGCCAGAUCCCUGGGCAUGCCCAUGUGAACGGCUCCAUCCGCCAAGGCCUCAAUCAUCACGAAUACAUAGGCCGGUCCACUUCCGCUCAGAGCAGUAACCACAUCCAACUGGGACUCAUCCACCGGCUCACAAGUGCCCACGGACUGCAGCAGCUUCUGGGUAAUAUCCGCAUCUGCAUCUGUGGCCUUGGAUCCGCGAACGAAAACCGAACAACCGGAACACACGACAGCCGGCAGAUUGGGCAUCACACGGAUGACGCGAGCUUGUGGAGAUAAACUGGACUCGAUGGUGGACAAAGUGAUGCCCAUGGCCACGGAAAGGAAUAGUUUGCCCGAGCUCAAUGGCUGAAUCUCCGACAAAACCGAGGGAACCACUUGGGGUUUCACGGACACGAAGACCACAUCCGAUUGCUGCACAACGGGUGCAUUCUUGAUCACUGUUUCCACUCCCAGGGAUUGAAAGGACUGCAGGGAGAGCUUAUCUGCCGGAUGGACGCUGGCUAUCAGGGUAUUGGGUUUGGCCAGGCCUAGGAAAUGAAUUAGGAAAUUUGGCGAUUAUAUGAUGAAAUCCUUAACGUCCUAUCCUUUUGUAUCUAAUUAUAAGAUGAUGUUAGUUCAUAUAUAUAUUGCAUAUCCAAGUGUGUCUUAUCUAUUGUCUAGCACAAAGUAUGUCAGACUACAAAUCUAUUUUAUUAGUGGCUUUCUCACCGGCCGCUAGGAAACCCUUAGCCAAAGCCUUGGCCAUAUUCCCGCCUCCCAGGAAUCCGAUCUUUCCGAUUGCCGACAUUAGUUAAUGGGUUAAAAAGUCCGCGGACUGUGAGUACUGAACUUUCUGCUGGUGGAACGGCAACUGUGCGCCCGCCGCCGGCGUUGACCAAAAACAGACGCGAGGAUUGAUAAGAAAUCUUGCCCGGCCAACCCCCUCCCAAUCCCCUGCGUUGAGGGAACAACACACCCAGCGAUCUGAGCUUAUCAUUGAGGUUCCUAUGUGUGGGUUCGGCAAUCGACAGCGGGGCAAAAUAAUAAU
Molecule: messenger RNA, 4315 nt
Organism: Drosophila melanogaster (fruit fly)
Lineage: Eukaryota; Metazoa; Arthropoda; Insecta; Diptera; Drosophilidae
Product: lethal (3) 07882
Exons: 3
Coding region: 101-2659 (852 amino acids)
Cellular component (GO): nucleolus; small-subunit processome
Source: RefSeq, marked reviewed